GUGUCAUUGCUGUCAGUGGGAGGAAUAGUGCCCCAUCAUUGGUGUCACUGAUAAUAAUGAUGGGGCACUAUUCCUCCCACUGACACCAAUGAUGGGGCACUAUUCCUCCCACUGACACCAAUGAUGGGGCACUAUUCCUCCCACUGACACCAAUGAUGGGACACUAUUCCUCCCCCCCACUGACACCAGUCUCUUACCUGGAUCCAGUCCCACAACGAUCCGGUCCAGGAAGCGCGGCGUCUCCUUCAGUUCGGCCACUGGAUGUUCGUGCGGCUGCGCGGCUCCGCCUCCUCACCGGUGAUUGGCCGCCAGAACUGUAGCUCAGGAAAGGCACACAGGCGGCCAAUCACCGGCGAGGGGGUGGAGCCGAGCG
This is a messenger RNA of Staurois parvus, 373 nucleotides long. Lineage: Eukaryota; Metazoa; Chordata; Amphibia; Anura; Ranidae. The record is from the annotation of a GenBank genome assembly.